Eufriesea mexicana is the source of this 777-nucleotide messenger RNA. RefSeq names its product DUF1676 domain-containing protein Osi6 (gene Osi6). Bases 1 to 777 code for a protein of 258 amino acids. Gene Ontology annotation, cellular component: membrane. NCBI's taxonomy places the organism in Eukaryota, Metazoa, Arthropoda, Insecta, Hymenoptera, Apidae. The transcript has 3 exons. The record is from RefSeq and is a predicted model, not a curated record.
AUGAAGAUACACGUCGCAGUGGUUUUAACGUCGGCCGUCGUGCUGGCCGCGGCACAGAGCCUGGAGGAUUGUCUGCAGAGCGACAGCAUCUCUUGCGUGCAGAAGAGCCUGUACCGGAAGGCCAAGGAGUUCUUCGACGAGGACAGCCUCGAGCUGUUCAGUGGUGUUAGCUUGGUGAAGAACGCGGAGGGUCGGGGAAGAAGCUCCAGGACUAGCAAGCAGUUGAUUUACGAGCAGGAGAUCGACGCUGCUGACAGUGUGGCCGACAGGCAGAGUGCGCUCGAGAACUUCGUCACCGAGGAGGCUGGAGAGUUCCUCACUGGCCGCAGUCUCAGGAUCAACUUUGCACCUACCUUCGAGAAGAUCGGAGAGUCUGCGCGCGCCAUCAGCGAUGCUGCGCCGGAAGAGGUCCGUCAGGCUGUCAACGAAGUCGUCGAAGGUCGUGGCAAGAAGAAGAUGCUGAAAGCGAUCCUGCCUCUGCUGAUCGCGGCGAAAGUGAAAAUCGGUGCACUGGCUACCCUCGCGUACUUCGCCAUCGGUCUCAUAGCCAAGAAGGCGAUCUUCGCGUCGCUCAUUUCGCUCGCCGUUUCCGCAUUCAUCGGUCUCAAGGCUCUCUGGGCGAAGAGUUCUCACGACGUCACACCCUACAACUCAUGGAACGGUGGCGGUGGUGGAUGGUCGGCGCCAGUGGCGAACGGAGGAUGGUCUUCCGGUUCCUCGUGGGACGAUUCUCACGCCUAUGCGCAGAGUCAAGCGUAUUCCGGAUACCAUCACUAA